CUAGCAAUCUUCAAAUUAGCCAAAAUUUCCACAUUUUCCGCACCACCGAAUGAAAAUUUCUCCUUCUCCUUCCAAUCACUGUCCACCAUCUUUCAUCGGAGGGUCGGUUUCCUUUCCCACAAUCGAGCAAGUCCAUACGUCUUUCCCGCACGCUUCAACCUGAAAUCUAACCCGUCAACCACAAGCAACUUUUCCUUUCCACACACCUGCCACUCUGCUUAAAUCCACCGUCCGUGUCGUGAUCAACAGCCGUGAUUCUCCCAACAACUCCUCCCCUACUCCCUCUACUUAAACCCCACAGACGAUCGAUCGAAGAACCGAACCGCAGUCAGCGACCGACAAACGGAACCAGAAAACGAGACCAUGGCCUUCUCCAUCAACGCCUGCAUCAAGCUCUCCUCCUCUCCCUCUCCCCCUCUCCCAAACCCUUCGCCUCCUUCUUCCUCCCAUUGGCCGUCGAGAAGCAGAGAAAUGGUAUGGCGGCGAAGCACCCUGACGGCGGCGGCUGCGGCAAUUGUGACAAUUGGGGCCGCUGCAGCAAUCGAAGAGCCUGUCGUGCUGCCUGCUGAUGCCGGCGAUGCUGCUGCGGUGCCGGCGGCGGAGCGGUGGAGCGACAAGAGGAAGUGCCCGCCUUGGCACGCCAACUCGCUGGAGAACAUAAUGCCGGAGAAUCUUCCCCGGCCGCUAGCUCGCCGGAGUUACGAUGGUUUCGCGGCUUAUGGUGAUGCUCCGGCUUUGGUUGGAGGGGCGCUUGCACAUCGACAUGGCAGGGACUGCUACUUGUUGUAAUGAAUGUAAGAAUUUACAGAUAACUUUUCAUGCAUUCCUAUGUAUGGAAAGUUGAAAAUGGUGUGAUUCAUUCUUUCAAAUAUAGAUUAGGAUGCUUAGAAUUUAAAAAUUAAUUUGUUAUGAAAUAACUAAAUGCAUAACAAUUGGGUGGUCUGAAUGUUAAUUUCAGAGCAAAUUAAUGUAUAAAUGUAGAUUUGCUUGUAUUCCCAUUUGUCGCAUUAACAUAAUAACAUUAGGCUGAAUGGAAGGAAUAAAUUGUAGGUCCGGAGCUUCGAUGCAAUCUACGUCUAAGACAACGGUUUCGAUCCAUCAAAAAUCAUUUUUUUUUUCUUUCAUUCCUUUCGGUAUAUCGCAGUCCUUGUUGUUAGAUAUUAUAGUCUUUAAAUUUCUUUUAUUUUACCCUAUUUAAGAGUAGUUUAGUCUUUUUACUUAUUGUAUAUAUAUUUAUCUUUUACCCAUAUAAUACGUGCUUCUUAAUGCAAAUGAAACUCUAGCCACUUUUCACUGUCUCCCAUCUUUCUCCUCUUCUGCCUCUUCUUCUCUAUCUCAUUUUGCAAAUCUUAACACUUCUGUGCUGCGGAUGCAUCUUACAUCCGAACUCAGGACAGCAAUAUUUUUUUUUAGCAUGAAAGCCAUGGCGGGACCCGAAAUCAUUAACCUGUACUACAAACUGUACAAUUUCGCACGUUUUUUGUACUACUGGAAAGACAUUUGGUACUGCGAAAAAUCUUUUGAUACAGCUCAUGUUGGUCUAAUAAUUUA
Molecule: messenger RNA, 1551 nt
Organism: Phalaenopsis equestris
Lineage: Eukaryota; Viridiplantae; Streptophyta; Magnoliopsida; Asparagales; Orchidaceae
Exons: 2
Coding region: 364-789 (141 amino acids)
Source: RefSeq, a predicted model, not a curated record